GCUUACCUCACCGGAGCAGACGGCGAUUGGGAAAGUUACGUUGCCACCGUGCUUGUGGAUGGCACCUGGGGUGAUCACAUCACCGCUCAGGCCUUGUGCGACCACCUGCAGGUCGGAAUCCGCGUUUUCUCCACUUACCCAGAUCCAGAACAGGGAGACUUCUGCUUAGACCAGCAACUGGUUGUCCCAUGGAACAACGAGACGCCAGAGAAG
Symbiodinium pilosum is the source of this 213-nucleotide messenger RNA. The record is from the annotation of a GenBank genome assembly. NCBI's taxonomy places the organism in Eukaryota, Dinophyceae, Suessiales, Symbiodiniaceae.